Molecule: messenger RNA, 1698 nt
Organism: Photinus pyralis (common eastern firefly)
Lineage: Eukaryota; Metazoa; Arthropoda; Insecta; Coleoptera; Lampyridae
Product: elongation factor 1-alpha
Exons: 2
Coding region: 167-1555 (462 amino acids)
Biological process (GO): translational elongation; translation
Molecular function (GO): translation elongation factor activity; GTPase activity; GTP binding
Source: RefSeq, a predicted model, not a curated record
UACUCGCAUACCAUAAAAUAACGCGCACCUCCUCGGAUCUUCUUCCUUUCUGACUGAUUUUUCGUGGAGUACGGUUGCCACGUAGUGUUAAUUACCAUUUUUAGUGUUUGCAUUUUGGUGCAGUUAUUUUUUAAUUAGAACAUUUAUUCAUUUCAAAACAUAAAACAUGGGCAAGGAAAAGAUCCAUAUCAAUAUUGUCGUUAUUGGGCACGUAGAUUCUGGUAAAUCUACUACCACUGGUCAUUUAAUUUACAAAUGCGGUGGCAUCGAUAAACGUACCAUUGAGAAGUUCGAGAAAGAAGCUCAAGAAAUGGGAAAAGGCUCGUUCAAAUACGCAUGGGUUCUCGAUAAACUAAAGGCCGAACGUGAACGUGGUAUCACCAUCGAUAUCGCUUUGUGGAAAUUCGAAACUUCAAAAUACUACGUGACAAUCAUCGACGCUCCCGGGCACAGAGAUUUCAUCAAAAACAUGAUCACUGGAACCUCUCAAGCCGAUUGUGCCGUCCUUGUCGUUGCUGCGGGUACUGGUGAAUUUGAAGCUGGUAUCUCUAAGAACGGACAAACCCGUGAACAUGCUUUGCUCGCUUUCACCUUAGGUGUGAAGCAAUUGAUUGUCGGCGUUAACAAAAUGGACUCCACUGAACCACCAUACAGCGAAGCCCGUUUUGAGGAAAUCAAAAAGGAAGUAUCCUCCUACAUUAAGAAAAUUGGUUACAAUCCAGCCGCCGUCGCGUUCGUUCCAAUUUCUGGUUGGCACGGAGACAACAUGUUGGAACAAUCUGACAAAAUGCCAUGGUUCAAGGGGUGGAGCAUUGAACGCAAAGAAGGCAAGGCUGACGGUAAAUGCUUGAUUGAUGCUUUGGAUGCCAUUCUCCCACCUUCCCGCCCGACCGAAAAACCCCUUCGUCUUCCACUACAAGAUGUCUACAAAAUUGGUGGUAUUGGAACAGUACCCGUUGGUCGUGUUGAAACUGGAGUCUUAAAACCUGGCAUGGUCGUCGUAUUUGCCCCGGCUAAUCUGACCACUGAAGUAAAAUCCGUUGAAAUGCAUCACGAAGCUCUACCUGAAGCCGUACCCGGCGAUAAUGUUGGUUUCAACGUCAAGAACGUGUCUGUCAAAGAACUUCGUCGUGGUUACGUAGCUGGUGAUUCAAAAAAUAACCCCCCCAAGGGUGCUUCAGAUUUCAUGGCUCAAGUCAUCGUAUUAAACCAUCCCGGUCAAAUCUCCAACGGAUAUACUCCAGUCCUCGAUUGCCACACCGCGCAUAUUGCCUGCAAAUUUGCCGAGAUUAAAGAAAAGGUGGAUCGUCGUUCCGGCAAGACUACUGAAGAGAAUCCUAAGGCUAUCAAGUCGGGUGAUGCCGCCAUCGUCAAUUUAGUACCGAGCAAACCUAUGUGUGUUGAAUCCUUCCAGGAGUUCCCUCCGCUUGGUCGUUUUGCCGUACGUGAUAUGAGGCAAACUGUCGCCGUCGGUGUCAUCAAGAGUGUCAGCCACAAGGAUCUUACCGCUGGCAAAGUUACGAAAGCCGCAGAAAAGGCGCAAAAAAAGAAAUAACCAAACAUCGCCAUCUUAUAAACUUAUGUUUCAGUUAUUUUUACAUAUAUUAUAUUUUCAUUUUUACAUACUGAACACUUAUUUUUGACCGUACAACACUUUCAUACAAUUUUCAAAAUUGUGGAAUAAAAGUUUAUUUCUUA